GAGCAGCACAGAGAGCCAGUCUGUUUCUAGCUCCCAGUUCACUGUAACUGCUCUGCCAGACAGCACUCAGCCAUCCACCAUCACACACUCUCAAACACAUUCACUCUCAGUAUACGACAGCUGACAACACCUUUUCGUUUUCUCAGCAGCACCACACACUCACACGGCCAGAUCAGAAGAGAAGAGAAAGACAGACUCGAUUUGUGCUGCGAACACACCAGCUCUGAGGAAGCUGGGUCGAGGCUGGAGAGGGUGACUGGAGAAUGGAAUGGAACCUCAGAAGGAUGGAAAGUGAACUGAGGCACAUCAACCCGGACCUGCUGCAGCCCAGCAAGAGCUUCAAGAAGCCCUCUUCAGGCACCAUCACCAUCAAUGUAGGGGGGUUCCUGUACACUGCUCACCGGACAACCCUUGCCAAGCACCAAGGUUCCUUUCUGGAAGAGCUGGCCAACGGUAAGAAGCCGGUCCAGCACACUGAUUCCAUGGGCAACCCAUUCAUCGAUAGAGAUGGUCCAGUUUUUCGCCAUGUGCUCAACUACCUCCGAACCGGAGAGCUCCAGCUGCCCGAUGACUUCCGGGAGGCAGGGCUCCUGCGACGAGAGGCUGAUUUUUACCGUCUGACUGAACUGGUGGAGGCCGUGGUCGAGUUUGAAAGCCAGAGGGCGGCCAUGCGAGAGGCCGCAUUUCUCGAGGUGACGGAUAGCCACGAGAGGUCGCAGGGCCUCAAGGUGUACUGCAGCGACUCCAUCUUCCUCGACAAGAUCAAAGCGCGGCUGGUGCAGAUAUCCAAGAGCCGCUUGGACGGCUUUCCGGAAGAAUUCGUGGUGUCAUCCAACGUGAUCCAAUUCCGACACUUCAUCAAGUCGGAGCCAGGUUCGCGACUCGUACUGAAGGAGGACAGCACAUUCUUGUGCACACUCGAUUGUCUGAAACUAGAGACAGUGAUGCUAGCACUGAGAUCCGGCUUCAAGCUGGUCACCAGCCUCGACAGCAGCAAAGGCUCUGUGGUGGUGGCUGAGGCGCUGCACUUUGUCAAGUAAGGUGAAGGAAAACAGAUGAGGAGGAGAGGGGGAGGCAGAAAGGGAAAAAGUAGUGCCUGAUUCUGUAUCCAUCUAAUGUAAGGUAUUGGUUUGGAGAUAUCGUAACGUGCUGAGCUGUAAUGUGUCAGUGGGUAGGAGGAGGAGAACAGGUGGGUUAGAAUGUCUCACGGUGUUUAUAUCUUUAACGCACAAUGCUGGCUUUCAAACACGAGAUUUGAUCAUUAUUGGGGUAAGAUUGGGUUAUUCUGCAAUUAUUAGUAGAGAGGCGUUUUGGCAUCAACCUUUACACUGCUUUGUCAGCUAGUAUUUAUACAAUUCAGAAUGAUCCAGAACAACUUAGCAUUUACGAUGUGUACAUUGCAUCUGAUUAAAUAUCACACACCUCUUUGAUAUGGAGGGCAAGCGAAGAGUAAAUCCUUCCAUUGAGAGACAAAGGGAACAAACUGAGAGUCUGAACAUCAACAGCUUUAUCAGUGGAUUUGUCUCUGCACAGGAACUGCUUCUGCUGCUUUGUCGGCUGCAACAGCCUUCAAAACAAGCCGUGACGUGCACUGUUGUGCCAUUCAGCUUUUACUACAAUCUGUGUGUGUGUGUGUGUGUGUGUGUGUGUGUGCGUGCGUGUGCGCGUGUGUGUUGCUAUACACUGUGCGUGUUGUGCUAAGUUGGUUUAAUAGCCUGUGUUGAAGUUUAUUAGCCUCUCUGGAGCCUGAAGGAAAAAAACCACAGUGCAUUCAUUGUUGUUUUGUAUGGAUAAACAAACUCCACAUCCAAAUUAGUCCGAAGAAAAAUAAACUCUUCCUCAGAUCAUGCCAAGAUGACAAGUUGAGUUUAAGCGCAAAGAAACGUGAUUAUUGUAAGGGCUUUGAAUCUAGCAUGAUGCAUGUGCACUAAAUAAACUGUGUGUUUGCUAGUGCUGUGAGCCUCUGUGAAGUCAGUGCCCUAACAAUGCCUAUUACUUUUCAAUGUGAAUAUUUUACAAAUAAAAGUGACACUGAAACUA
Molecule: messenger RNA, 2040 nt
Organism: Acanthopagrus latus (yellowfin seabream)
Lineage: Eukaryota; Metazoa; Chordata; Actinopteri; Spariformes; Sparidae
Gene: kctd4
Product: potassium channel tetramerization domain containing 4
Exons: 1
Coding region: 264-1040 (258 amino acids)
Biological process (GO): protein homooligomerization
Molecular function (GO): protein binding
Source: RefSeq, a predicted model, not a curated record